AUGGUCCAGAUCAGCGAAGUUAAAGGCAACUCGCGCGAGAACAGGACUGCCGCGCACACGCACAUCAAGGGCCUUGGUCUGCGUUCCGACGGCACAUCAGAGGUGUCCGGCGAUGGCUUUGUCGGGCAAGCUGCCGCCCGAGAGGCAUGCGGUGUUGUUGUCGAUUUGAUCAAGGCGAAGAAGAUGGCCGGUCGGGCUGUUCUGCUGGCUGGUGGUCCAGGCACCGGAAAGACCGCGCUCGCUCUUGCAGUGUCACAAGAACUGGGAACUAAGGUGCCUUUCUGCCCGAUCGUCGGCAGCGAGAUCUACUCCGCAGAGGUCAAGAAGACAGAGGCAUUGAUGGAAAACUUCAGACGGGCCAUUGGCCUUCGAGUUCGGGAAACAAAGGAGGUGUACGAGGGUGAGGUGACAGAACUGACCCCCGAGGAGACCGAGAACCCCCUGGGUGGCUACGGACGUACGAUCAGCCAUCUGAUUAUUGGACUGAAGUCGGCCAAGGGUACCAAGAAGCUUCGCCUCGACCCUAGCAUCUAUGAAGCCAUCCAGAAGGAGCGUGUGACAGUCGGAGAUGUCAUCUACAUUGAAGCCAACACUGGCGCUUGCAAGCGUGUCGGACGGUCCGAUGCCUACGCGACCGAGUUUGACCUGGAGGCGGAGGAGUACGUACCCGUUCCUAAGGGUGAGGUGCACAAGAAGAAGGAGAUCGUCCAAGACGUGACACUACACGACCUCGACAUGGCCAACGCCCGGCCACAGGGUGGACAGGAUGUGAUGAGCAUGAUGGGCCAGCUGAUGAAGCCCAAGAAGACUGAGAUUACGGAGAAGCUGCGCCAAGAGAUCAACAAGGUGGUCAACCGGUACAUCGACCAGGGCGUCGCGGAGCUUGUUCCUGGUGUGCUCUUCAUCGACGAGGUCCACAUGCUGGACAUUGAGUGCUUCACAUAUCUGAACCGCGCGCUCGAAUCCACCAUCUCUCCGAUCGUCAUCCUUGCCUCCAACCGCGGCAACACCGUCAUUCGCGGAACUGACGAUAUCUCCGCCGCCCACGGCAUCCCGCCCGACUUGCUGGCUCGUCUUCUUAUCGUCCCCACCACCCCUUACUCGCCCGAUGAGAUUAAGACUAUCAUCCGACUCCGUGCAAAGACAGAGGGUCUCAACAUCACCGAGCCCGCUCUGGAUAAGGUCGCUGAGCACGGUAGCAAGGUCAGCCUGCGGUACGCCUUGCAGUUGCUGACUCCGGCGAGCAUCCUUGCUCGCAUCAACGGCGCCCCCGGCGGUAUCGAGGUGGCCGAUGUUGCUGAAUGCGAAGACCUGUUCCUGGAUGCCAAACGAAGUGCCUUGAUUCUCAACCAGGAUAGCAGCCAGUUCCUCCUGUAG
This is a messenger RNA of Penicillium canariense, 1377 nucleotides long. It is a transcript of the gene rvb1, whose product is annotated as RuvB family ATP-dependent DNA helicase pontin. The record is from RefSeq and is a predicted model, not a curated record. Gene Ontology annotation, cellular component: NuA4 histone acetyltransferase complex; R2TP complex; Ino80 complex. Gene Ontology annotation, biological process: box C/D snoRNP assembly; regulation of transcription by RNA polymerase II; chromatin remodeling. The transcript is spliced from 3 exons. NCBI's taxonomy places the organism in Eukaryota, Fungi, Ascomycota, Eurotiomycetes, Eurotiales, Aspergillaceae. Gene Ontology annotation, molecular function: ATP hydrolysis activity; DNA helicase activity; ATP binding. The coding region runs from base 1 to 1377 and encodes 458 amino acids.